AUGAGCCAGAACGUCGAUGAGAAAGUCGUCCAUGACGAUGCCUCCGUGAUUAGGUCGGUCGACCGCUCGGAGCUGGACUCGUACCCAGAUAGCGUUUCGCCUGAGGGAGCCGAGCCCUCAGAAGAAGAAAUGAAGACCCUCAGAAGGGUUGCCAGAAGAGUGCCAUUGGCGUGUUGGUUGGUGGCCAUUGUGGAAUUGGCUGAACGGUUCUCCUACUAUGGAUUGUCAACGCCUUUCCAGAAUUACAUGCAAUAUACAAAGACAGACCACCCUAGAGGUGUAUUGGGCUUGAACCAGAGUGGAGCCACCGCCUUGUCGUACUUCUGGCAGUUUUGGUGUUAUGUGACCCCAAUUUUUGGCGCCUGGGUCGCCGAUACUUAUUUGGGCAAGUAUAACACCAUCUCCAUAUUCUGUGUGCUUUACAUAAUCGGGAUCUUAAUUUUGUUUGUCACGUCGCUCCCAUCCAUGUCUCAAAACACUUCAUUGGGAGGAUUUAUCACUGCUGUUAUCGUCAUAGGCAUUGGUACAGGCGGUGUAAAGUCGAAUGUUUCCCCCUUAAUUGCCGACCAGGUGCCCAAGGAAAAACCCUCUAUUAAAGUAUUGAAGUCAGGUGAGAGAGUCAUUGAAGACCCAAACCUUACUAUUCAAAAUGUCUUUAUGUUUUUCUACCUCAUGAUUAAUAUCGGUUCGCUUUCGGUGAUCGCAACCACAGAGUUAGAAAGCAGAUUCGACUUCUGGGCAGCCUACCUUUUGCCUCUCUGUUUCUUUGUCAUUGCCCUCUUGGCCCUUUUCCUCGGAAAGAACGUCUACCACAAAGUGCCUGUGGGAGAUAAGGUGAUUGCAAAAUCCUUCAAGUGCUCAUUCCUUGCCUUGACUAAGCUCAACUACGACGCUGCUAGACCCUCGCUCAACCCCGAUAAGGAGUUUCCUUGGACCGACAAAUUCGUGGACGAAGUCCAGAGAGCGUUGUACGCUUGUAAAGUGUUCUUGAUCUACCCUAUUUAUUGGUUAGUUUACGGACAAAUGACCAAUAAUUUCGUUUCGUCCGCAGGACAGAUGGAGCUCCACGGGUUGCCUAACGAUAUUUUGCAGGCCAUUGAUUCCAUCACGAUCAUCAUUUUCAUCCCUAUUUGUGAAAGUAUCGUUUAUCCAUUUAUUAGAAGGUUCACGCCCUUUAGAGCCAUCACCAAGAUCUUUUGGGGCUUCAUGUUUGGUGCUGCUGCUAUGGUUUACGCUGCUGUGUUGCAACACUUCAUUUACAAAGCAGGUCCUUGCUACGAUUCUCCAAACGACUGUCCCGGCUUCAAAAAUAUCCCAAACCAUAUUCACGUUGCCCUUCAGACUCCAGCUUAUUUCUUGAUUGCUAUUUCUGAGAUUUUGGCUUCCAUCACCGGCUUAGAAUAUGCUUACACCAAGGCUCCGGUGUCGAUGAAGUCCUUCAUUAUGUCCAUUUUCCUUGUUCAGAACGCAUUUGGUUCUGCUCUUGGUAUUGCGCUUUCUCCUGUCUCCAAGGACCCGAAGAUGGUCUGGACAUAUACAGGGUUAGCAGUGUCGUGCUUCAUUGCCGGGUGGGUUUUCUGGUUCUUGUUUAAGCACUACAACGACAGAGAGGACAAAUGGAACGACUUGGAUUACGAGCAGGACGAUGGAUACAACGGUGAGUUGGAACCCGUGGUUUCAUUGACGAGAUCCUUCAAGGACAUGAGCUAA
Messenger RNA from Candidozyma auris, 1710 nucleotides. RefSeq lists its product as uncharacterized. Gene Ontology annotation, cellular component: plasma membrane; fungal-type vacuole. The transcript has a single exon. The record is from RefSeq and is a predicted model, not a curated record. Gene Ontology annotation, molecular function: tripeptide transmembrane transporter activity; dipeptide transmembrane transporter activity. Gene Ontology annotation, biological process: oligopeptide transport; transmembrane transport. Lineage: Eukaryota; Fungi; Ascomycota; Pichiomycetes; Serinales; Metschnikowiaceae. The coding region runs from base 1 to 1710 and encodes 569 amino acids.